Messenger RNA from Hippocampus zosterae (dwarf seahorse), 4118 nucleotides. RefSeq names its product piggyBac transposable element-derived protein 4-like. The coding region runs from base 104 to 2002 and encodes 632 amino acids. NCBI's taxonomy places the organism in Eukaryota, Metazoa, Chordata, Actinopteri, Syngnathiformes, Syngnathidae. The record is from RefSeq and is a predicted model, not a curated record. The transcript is spliced from 2 exons.
CAAGCAGCGGGAACUGCUGGGUGAGAGAAGUCGGAAAACGUCGGUUUGAUCGGCAUUCACUGCAAAAAAAAAAGCGCAGCUUCACCAACUAAUCACGAAAGCAAUGGCUACAGAAAGAGAAAACUCAGACGCUGAGAUAACAGUCACGCUUUCUGAUGAGGAAGAUAACGACGUUUUCAUUGAUUCCACGAGCGAUGAGGAGGAUUUGUGGUGCUUGUCAUCCGAUGAAAGUGUGGAUUACCACGAUGAUACUGAUGAUGUGGACUAUCAGCCACCAACAGCCACCACCAGUGCCCGGCUGCGACGUGACGCCACCCGGCACUCCUCCACCACAGUCCUUCAGAAAGAGCCAUUGACGUCUUCACCAGUGCCAUCAUCUGCAAUUAAACGCAAGAAGACCGUGCAGAAAUCAGCCCACAAGAAGCGCCACAUGUUUGAAUCUAAAGAGAGGUGGCGCUGCAAGGAGGAGAGUGACAUCAAUCCAAAGCCUCCCCCCUUCACACCUGCCAGAACCCCUGGACCUACGUUUGACACCUCGGUCCAGUGGUCCCCCCUGGCUCUUUUUCAGCUUUUUUUCAGUACAUCAGUUGUUCGCACAAUUAUCGACAAUACAAAUGCAAAUGCAGAGAAAAAACAGGCGAAGGCAAAGACAUUCCGCUGGAAAUUGCUCACUGAGCCUGAGUUCUACGUCUUCAUUGCUGUUGUCAUUUUCACUGGCAUUGUCAAAGUCCCUGACAGGGAUGACUACUGGACGAAAAGAUGGCCAUACAACUUCAGCUUCCCAAGAAACGCCAUGAGCAGGGACCGCUUUGAGGCCAUAUUGUGGUCACUGCACCUCAGCGACCCAAAAAACAAUAAUAAAAAGGAGAGUCGAAAAGGUAUACGCUUACACGAUCGGCUGUUCAAAAUCAAGCCGCUUUACACAGACAUUGUUUCAGCAUGCAAAGCUAAUUUUCAACCCCACAAGAACAUUUCGAUCAAUCAGACAGUGGUGCCCUCAGCUCAGAUCACCGCCAAACAACGACGUACAAAGGGCAAAGCAUCGGCACUGGGUUUCAAACUGUUAAUUUUGGCAGACUCUCUUACUGCAUACAGGUGGAACUUCUUUGUUUGCUCCGAGAAGACCGUGUCUUCCACCAUUGGUCAGGGUCUGCGUGACCGAACAAUCAUGGACAUUGUGGACCCGUCCCGGCUGGGAGGGGGCUAUCGACUUUUCGUAAACAAUUUUUACUCCAGUCCCACCCUCUUUAGGGACCUUCAGAAAGCCAACAUUGGAUGUUGUGGCCCCAUCAGAAAGAAUCAAGUUGGUUUUCCCAAGACUACGGAAAAUGAUCUUCCCGCAAAGGCUGAAAAGGGAGACCUGCGAUGGUUGAGGAAGGCUGACCUCCUCUUUGUCAAGUGGAUGGGCCCACAAAAAGUCACCAUGUGCUCUUCGCUCCACGUGGCAUGCAGUGGGCAGACCAUGAAGAGCAAAGUCAAAGUGAACGGUGGGCGCCAAAUGAAAAGAAUCACAAUUCCUGAUGCCGUCCAGGACUACAAUCGCCAUAAGGGGGGUGCGGAUCUGUCCGGCGAUUACACUGUCCAUCACAACACCAAAAAGUGGUACAAAACUUUUUUUUUCCAUUUUGUGGAGAUUGCAGUCGUCAAUUCCUUCAUCCUACACGAGGAGCUGAUUUCUCUCCAGAACAAACCCACAAUGCAAAAGCCACUGACUGAGCAGGUCUUCCGCGAGAGGCUGGCUGCAAGCAUGCUCGAGCUGGAUGGAAAGACGACAGCACCACCGACACCAGCAUCACCGACACCAUCACCACCACCAGCCGGAGGAGCAGAAGCAGCCCAAGUCACCUGCAUGCCCACAUUUUUUCAAGGUAAUUGUAGGAAAUACUGCAAGAGGUGUCAUGCUCUGGGUAUGACCAGGGUCAAGACAAAAGUGUACUGCAGGAAGUGUGAGGUCCCACUUUGCUUGGCCCAGAAAAAAAAACUGCUUUCAACUCUGGCAUGAUGAGCAACAUUGAAAGGACAGGGAGUCCCCCCCCACCCUCCCCAAAAUAAAAAAAAUGAAUUGAAUAUAACUUUAUUGUCAAAUGUGCUGUAUGUAUGUGUAACAUACAGCACAGAUUAAAUUUCUUCGCUCUCAACAUAACACAUAAAACAAAUAUUUUAUUCAUUCGAAAUAUGAAUAUCUGCAGAAUUCCUAAACCUCCUGGGUUGUGUCGUGACAAUCUUGUGUGUCGGGAGAGAUCACCAGGGGCACUUUAUGAAAUUAUUUGAUUUCACUUAAUUUGUCAGAAAAAUAUUAAUUGUAAAGAUAUCGUCGUUCAUCUAUGUCAGGGACAUAUAGUGCCAGGCGGAGCGAUUAAAAGGUCUUCCAUAAAAUGGCAGAAGGUACAAUAACAAGUGUAACCACAUCUGUUGUCAAUUAUGCAACAGAGUAGGUCAUGACUUACUGCGAGUACAAUUAAUUAAACGCGUCCAAAUUUCACAGUGUGAGGAAAUUGAAAUGAGGUCAGCAACUUUCAACAUUCAUAGGACAUUAGAAUUUGUGAUAUUUUUAAUUGGUGGUGUGCCUUAAGAUUUUCUAAUCUGAAAUACAAGCCAUGGGUCCAUAAUUUAAACACUCAACUGUAUUUAUAGAGCACUUUUAUAAAACAACUUUAUCUAUAAAAUAACCAUUGCUGUACACAAAGUGCUGUACAUGGAGCAAAAAACAAUUCAACACCAAACAUUCAUUCAUUCAUUCAUCUUCCGAGCCGCUUGAUCCUCACUAGGGUCGCGGGGGGUGCCGGAGCCCAUCCCAGCUGUCUCCGGGCAGUAGGCGGGGGACACCCCGAAUCGGUCGCCAACCAAUCGCAGGGCACACAGAGACGAACAACCAUCCACGCUCACACUCACACCUAGGGACAAUUCAGAGUGUUCAAUCAGCCUGCCAUGCAUAUUUUUGGAAUGUGGGAGGAAACCCAUGCAGGCCCGGGGAGAACAUGCAAACUCCACACAGGGAGGCCGGAGCUGGAAUCGAACCCGGUACCUCUGCACUGUGAAGCCGACGUGCUAACCACUGGACUACCGGGCCGCCCAACACCAAACAAUAAGACAAUAAAUUAAAAACAAAGUCAAAAGAAAAUUCAAACAGCAAAGCUAAAAGAUAAGUCUCAUGCUGAGUCAGAAGUCAAAGAAUAAAAAUGAGUUCUAAAAUGAGUUGCACGAAAUGAGUUCUUGCACUUAAUGUCGGUUAGCUGUUCAGCAGUUUUGUGCCGUCCUCGAAUGAUUAUGAAUGUAUUAAUGAAAUAAGAGCACAGACUAUGUCCAUAUUUAUAAUGGUAUUUUUAUCAUACUUUUUUCUUUUCUCCUAUUUGUUCAUUUUUAUAUUUGUUCAUUUAUAUUUGUACAUUUGUUAUGUAUUUUUUGUUUUCUGCUUCCAGUUUUAUAUUGCAUGAAUUCAAUUUAAAUUUCAUUUUUUUGCAAGCAUUAUUUAAUCCUUUCUAUAUUCAUCUUGAUACUUUAGUUUUUGACCAUAAUGUUUAUUUGGACAAUGUUUGUGUUAUAAUGGUCUAAUAUUUUUUGUUAAAAUCCUCAUAUGCAUUACGAUGUUAUUUUAUUUGUAUACAGUACAAUAUCCCAGUUAUUGUUCUAAUCUAGUAAGUCCUUUUUGAAAAAAAUCGAUGGUUUUCUCUGUCCUAACACUUCUAUGCAGAGGUAUCUUGCUUUGUUUUUAUGUAAUUAUCAUAAACAGGGAACAUGUAAUAUGGUCACCAAUGUCAUUUGCCAAUUAUGCACUUAAUGUAUUAUCUAAUCCACUGAAAAUAUAUAAUCAAUUAAAGUUGUAAAAGGUUUCUACCGGAGGAAAAUCCUUUGCCAUCAAUGGCGUGUGGAAAAACACAAUAUUACAUAAAAAAGGUGUGUAGAAUUUCAAAGGAUGGUUGGCUCUUUCUAAAAAAAAAUGUUUGUAAAAAUCUACAGUAUAUAAAUACAAGGUUACCAGAUGAAUUUAUUUUAAAAGGGUUUAUUAAUCCUGUGGUACAUUCCACAUUAUACAGUGCAAUAAUUUUAUACCCAAGCCUGUAUCACCACAAAUACAAGAUAUUGAUUUGCAACAUUUCAAUUCAAUGGAAACCGUCUCC